Molecule: messenger RNA, 1143 nt
Organism: Bemisia tabaci
Lineage: Eukaryota; Metazoa; Arthropoda; Insecta; Hemiptera; Aleyrodidae
Source: RefSeq, a predicted model, not a curated record
AUGAUCGAAGAACUAAUAGACCUAAGUGACUCUGACUUACCUGUCGAUUUGCAGCCUUUGCCGACGAACAGACCUACUCUCACAGCUUUUACUACCCCCGGUGCACCCCAGCAGCACAAGCUAGUAGGGAUACUGCCCCCUGUAUUCCCUUGUCCAAAUAAAUGUGGGAAGUCUUACAAAUGGAAAGAUAGCCUGACGAGACACGUGAAAUUUGAAUGCGGCAAGGAACCGCAAUUCCCAUGCCACAUGUGCUCGUACAAGGCCAAACAAAGAGUCAGCCUCAGGUAUCAUUUAAUCAAAGCUCACGAUGAGUCGGCUCACGGGGAGUUUCGGCACUUUUUCGAUUCUCGGUCCCAGGCGGAGGCGCCGAGCUCCGAGUUGCAGUGUCCCAAGUGUGGGCGCCACUACAAGCGGAAGGACAGCCUGAGCAAGCACGUGCGCUUCGAGUGCGGAGUCGAGCCGCGCUUCUGGUGCGAGUUCUGCCCCUACAAAGCCAAACAAAAAAUCACCCUCAAGCAUCACCUCGAGAGACACCUCAGGGACCAGGCCAAGCUCAGCGAUCCCAACAACGUGGAGCACAUGCUCCGUUACUACCUGGCCAAUGGAAGAGACCGGAGCAAUCUUAUGAACCACAAGCCGUACACCUGCCUCAGGUGUAAUAGGAGUUACAAGCACAAAGGUAGCAUUAAAAGGCAUCUGGAUCUGGAGUGCGGUGUCGAACCUAAAUUCAAAUGCCCCUUCUGUCCGUACAAGGCGAAGCAAAAGGUCGGAUUGCAGUAUCAUCUGAAGAAACACGAGAGAGAUGUUCAAGAAGUGAGUGUAGUAACCGACGGUGACAACUGCAUUCCCGUCAACAUUGUGCCUUUCUUCUGCAACUCGUGCCAUAGAACCUACAAGUACAAGCGAAAUUAUACCCGACACUUGCGCAAAGAGUGUAAGGGGGACGCUCGCAAGAGGAGACGAGGAGCAGCCGAGCAAAACUUCAGAUGCGAGAAGUGCGGUCGCGGGUACAAGUACAAACGGAACUACAGGCGCCAUCUGCGGGAGGAAUGCACCAACCGUCGGCAACCUAGUCCAGGACCGAUAAUAGUCAUCGUCCCGGCCGCCGAGCCCGAACGGACGUCCUCUGAAACCAACGAAUAA